Molecule: messenger RNA, 705 nt
Organism: Funneliformis caledonium
Lineage: Eukaryota; Fungi; Glomeromycota; Glomeromycetes; Glomerales; Glomeraceae
Source: the annotation of a GenBank genome assembly
AUGAACUUCAAAUAUUAUCAAAAGUUAUCACUUGAUUUGGCAGAACUCUACGAGGAUGAUGCGUUCUGUGAUGUUAUCAUUGAAGCGGGACACGCCCCAAACAAUAAAAUAUUUCGUGCGCAUUCACUCAUUCUAAACUAUAGGUCAUCUUAUUUUCGUAGAAAAUUAUCUCAAGAGUCCGCGAAUGGAAGAAUUGAAUUCAAGUUCAACGUCUCUUGUGAGGUCAUUCAAGUCAUGCUCAACCAAUCACCUUUAAAUAUCUUACCGCCUAGAAGAAUUGCCGCUUCGAUAUAUAACAUUAAGAAUCAUAGUCGACCAAAUUCCCGACCAAAUUCCCGACCUGGUUCUCGACCCGGUUCUCGACCCAAUUCUCGAUCCAAUUCCCGAUCAAAUUCUCGCCCAAGUUCUCCUCUUUUACAAUCACCUGCUUAUUUUAGAAUCGAUGAUAUCGAUUCGGAAUUAAUUACAUGCGAAAACGCGAGUCUCAUCGCAAAUUGGAUUGGUCGUCAAAGUACUUAUGCUUUAAAUUAUGAGCCGAACCUCGGCCCUUCCUUUGGGAUUUCCGAUUUAAAGAUUGAGGGAAGCAAUUUUAGAAAUGAGAGUAAAUGUUAUUGUUUGAAAGGAUGUUAUGAGAAGAGUAUUAGAACAACCUCAGGAUUUUUUUCCAUAGAAGAUUAUGAAGUAUUUCAGGUUAGAAAAAAAUGA